AUGGCUGAUAAGAACUUGGCCAGGGGCUUCAUCCGCCCAGCCUCCUCCCCCUUUGCAGCGCCUGUAUUAUUCCGGAAAAAGAAGGACGGGGGAUUGAGGCUGUGCAUGGACUACAGGGGUUUGAAUGCUGUAUCAGCCACUAACGCAUACCCGAUGCCCCUAAUUAAAGAUCUACUUGCCAAGGCGGCAAGAGGGAAAAUAUUUUCCAAACUCGAUCUCAGAGACGCUUAUUUCCGAGUGCACAUCAAGGAAGGCGAUGAAGUAAAAACUGCCUUCAACACUCCAUUGGGGCAGUUCGAGUACCUCGUGAUGCCCUUCGGUCUUCAAGGGGCCCCAGGGGUCUUUAUGAAUCUGAUCAACGAGGUGUUGCAUAAACAUUUGUUUAAGGGGGUGCUUGUUUACUUGGAUGACAUUUUAAUCUAUUCCCCCGAUCUAACCUCCCACGCGAAGUUGGUGAGAGAAGUUCUGAGUACGUUGCACAAGCACAAACUGUUUGCCAAACUCUCCAAGUGCGAAUUCCAUAAAACACACAUUGACUUUUUGGGUUAUCGCAUCUCAGGGACUGGGCUAGAGCUGGAUCCGGGGAAGCCUUCUGAAGAAAGACAAUGGGUCUUGCCAGUGGCGGGAUGA
Molecule: messenger RNA, 630 nt
Organism: Gekko japonicus
Lineage: Eukaryota; Metazoa; Chordata; Lepidosauria; Squamata; Gekkonidae
Product: RNA-directed DNA polymerase homolog
Exons: 3
Coding region: 1-630 (209 amino acids)
Source: RefSeq, a predicted model, not a curated record